AAUUACCUGCCCCCACCCCAGGUAAUUGAAAUUGACUCAAAUCGGAUCAAUUCAAAAUAUCUCAGAUUGAUCCAUCCAAAUUUUUUGUUGGCAAACGAGGCAAUUUAGUACAAUUAUCUCAAAACGAGACAAUUGUAUCAAAUUGAUCCGUUACAAUUCCUCAUCCAAACGACCACUCAAAGGCAUGGUCGAGCAAAAUUAUACGAAAAUAACGUGAAAAAUGAGAAAAGCAAGUGGAUUUCCCGUCCGCUGCUCUCGAAUGUGAAGAACUCCUGACAUAACAUCUCGGGUUACCAUUUUAGAAUCGAUGGAGGCAAAUUAUGAAACUAAAUAUUUUUUGCUUAGCUGAUUCCUUAACUUCAUCCAUUCUUUAUUUAUUUAUUUAUUUAUUUUUACUGGAAUCUGUGGAACUUCAUUCUUUAUUUACUUCAACGUUUAGGAGGACUUAGGCUUAUUCCUUACUGAUGACCCAUCUACUAUAGCUUGAUAUGUGAGGGCUACGUAUAUCAGAAGGUAGGAGCUUUAGUAAAUCCUUCGGCUUAUUUUACCCUUAACUUCAAGUAAAUGAACUCCCUUUUCUUUUUAGGCGCAAAAAAAUUUCCAUAUCCAUUAUUCUAAAUUCAUAUCAAACAAAUCCUGGAUUUCAACAUUUAGGAUCAAUUCUUUUGAUCUUGUGCUGUGUUGGCUUUUGUACAAUCUUUUUCUUUUUAAUAAAUUCAUUUCACCCUUAUUAAAAAAAUACUUUUAUGGAAUCGUAUCAAAAUAUGCAGUUGUCACUUACAUGGUCAAGUUGAAAGUGUUGCAUAUAUGGACAAUUUGAUGUUCUUAGUCUUUUAAGUGUUGCAUGUAGCUAGGUUAAUUUGAUUCAAACUCAUCUAACAUCUUAGUGAAAAGAACAAUUUUCUUAAUCAUUGUCAAAAAAUUUAACAUGUCUUUCAGAACAACGUAUAGAAAUGAAAUUCUUACACAUGAAUGGUUCAUAAGAAAACUAUACAUUUCCAAAAAAAUAAAAAUUGAAAUGGUGAACUAUGAGACGGAAAAAAAUUACUAUCGUAUUGGUAUCCCCAAAGUAGUAACUCUUAUAAAAAAAAGUAGUAACUCUUGCUCUAUUUUGCAGACAUAGGUACACUUUGUCAUUUGCUAGCUUUCUGCUUCCAUUUAGCCCUUGAUAGUUGGACGAAUAUGUCAAUUUCCCAAGACCCAAUUUAAGAUAGUUAGAUUGAUUGAUUUCCACAACAAAAACAACAGUGUUGAAUGAGUAACACCUUGCUUCCUUGCCGUCAGAUGUGUAAGCUCCAUUUGCGCUUCCACUGUCCAUGACUCCAUACUACUUGCAAAGAAAGAAUUCAUAUUUCCUUGCAGCCUCCCUUUAGGCAUCAAGGCCGUUUCUUCGUCCCCUUAAUGAUAGAGUUUGGACUAUAACCAUCAUUACAUCAAUGACAACAAGUUCCUUGUCUAAAGGAACUCAUUGAUGGGUAAUUUAACCUAUCAUAUUGAUCACCUGCAUCAGCCUCAACAAAUAUUCGGAAUUUAUUCGGUGGUUUAGAUGUCUCGAUCAGAUUAGUUAUCGAACAACUAACUUUAAUUUUGUGACCAUAUCCUAAUCGAGAUGACUUAUUUUUACAACUCUAGUGUUAUGGUAGUGAGGGACUAGAGAGGAGAGAUUUAGAGGACAGGGUCAGAGUCAGGAGGAAAAUUGUAGAAAAUAAAGGGCUUGGGCAGGUGUUGCUUUUACAACUCUGGAGAGUUUUGAUAGUCGAUGGAUGGUUGGGGAAGCCAGACCAGAGGCAGGACUAGAGAGGAGAGAUUUAGAGGACAGGGUCAGAGUCAGGAGGAAAAUUGUAGAAAAUAAAGGGCUUGGGCAGGGUCGAUUCUAGCUGAGUUCGUACUUCGUAGUGGGCUAGGUGAUAUUAUUAGAUAUUAUUUGGGUUGUACUUUGACAUCUCGGUUCAUCGGGUCGGAAUAUUGAAUAUGUCCCGAACCGACAACCAAAAUCCAGCUUCCCGACUUCUGAAUUGUGGCCUUGUCUAUUUCGAUUCAGUGCAACUCGAGAUCUGUUCGACCAAUUCAAGUUUCCGGAACUGGAUUUUGACUAUUGAUAGAUCCCUUAUUUUGAUCCAUAGAUCUACAAGUAGGCUCAAGAUCCGCCUACCUAAAAUGUUGUUUAGCGCCUGCUGACUCAAUUGGUGCAAUCGAGCCAUAAGUGUGAAUCUUGUAGUUGUGCCCCAUACAUACAUCGAUGGUUACUCUCAUUUCCUCCGACAUAGCCCUUUCACCAUUAUGAGUAUCUUGUUUUGGACCCCGGCAUGAACUGACACGCAAAGUUAUAGCUUGACAAUUGUGACUUUCCGACGAUUUGCACAUCUACCGUCCAAUUGUGCUUCUUCUUCUCCACUCCGCAAGGACAUGCAUCGACCAUAUUGGCGUCCUUUCUCUCAAAUGACGGAUGUGACUUUCCAAAAGAUUUUGCACAUCUACCAUUCCACUACCUAGCUACGUGCGUAUCCCCUUCACAACCAAACCAAAGGAGAUCCACCAUACUGCAUCGUCCUUCUCAAGUUUACAUUCAUAGAGAGGAAUAAAGCUCCUAAGCUAGCGUGGGGGAUUAAUACAAUUUGCACUCAAAACUUUUAGGAUUUUAGAGAAUUCAUGCCUAUGUAUGAAGGUGUUCUAUCGCGUCCUAAUUAGUUUAACUAGGAAGAUAUCGUAGCGAUUAAAAUUAUGUGCCAUAAAAAACGAUCAUGCGACUCCACACACAUGGGUGCAUCUACUAUACACUUCGAUAUAACAAAUUUGACAAAGAAUAUCAAAGUGAAGUCGAAAAUAUGUGGAGUAACGACAAUUAAUAUGCCAUUUGUCUAAAUAGUCAAGAUCUUUCAGACGUAGUUGGAUGAGAGGGGUCAAAUGCUAGGCAAAACCCUAAUUGACCACUGGCUCAUGACUUAUAAAUACCCCAUUAUCCUCACACGAGCAUGCAUGAUUAUGGAUUUUAAGCUAGUAACCCCCUUAUCUUCUCUCUAAUCCCAUUAGUAGUCGAUUUGACUGUCAAGUUUAUAACAUUCUAUACUCUGCUUCUUUGCAAGUCUUACUUUUAGACAAAACAAUCAACCCAUCUAAUUACGUCUCAUCCUUCUCACUUUUGAACCUUUUUUCACCUCAGUCUUGCCAAAUCUACCCACCAUCUGCAGCGAAACAUAUACAAAUUAAAAGUUCCAUGUUUACUUGUACUAAGUACUAAAAUCUUAUUAGGUGAUUAGCCAGCUAGGUGUCAAAGGAGAACCAUAUAUAAUGCACAAAUGAAACAGGGUUCCAUGGGCGUGGAAGAAAUAUGCCAUGGAUAUAUAUCUUCGUCAUAUAUAAUCGAAAGAAAGGUGGCUGUUGCAUUAUUAAUGUAUAAAAUGGCUUGACAAACACAAGCCCACAUCCACCACUCCACACCUUUGUCCUCUUCUUCUUUUUUCUUCCUCCUCCAUUUCUCUGCAACCCCAAAGUUCGAAUUCUGCAUUUCUCCAAAUCAAGGUAUAAACAUAUUGAAACCCAAAUCAGCGUUUCUUCCUCCUCGUCUACUGUAUUUGUUUUACUCAAUCCGUGAUGAUACGUUCCCGUGUUAUUGCAGAGAGAUAUAUAAAAAUAUAAACAGCUAGCAAUAGUGGUAUAAUUAUACUUAAGUAAGUGGAUACAUAUAGCUAGUGAAGAUGUGGAAGCUAAAGAUAGCGGAAGACGGCGAUUUUCUGACCACAACCAACGGCCACAUCGGGAGGCAACACUGGGAGUUCGACCCGAAUGCCGGAACCGCUGAAGAAAGGAAAGCCGUGGAAAGGGUUCGUGAAGAGUUCAAGCUCAAUCGAUUCAGAGUGAAGCAGAGUGCUGAUCUCUUGAUGAGGAUGCAGCUGACGAAAGAGAACCCAACUGGGAUGAUUCCAUCAGCAGUGAAAUUGAAGGUAAGUGAAGAGAUAACAGAGGAAGCUGUGAAAACCACAUUGACGAGGUCCAUCAGCUUCUACUCCUCCAUUCAAGCCCAUGACGGCCACUGGCCUGCUGAAUCUGCUGGGCCACUCUUUUUCAUGCCCCCUUUGGUAAUGGCACUGUAUGUGACUGGAUCACUCCACACGGCCCUGUCAUUGGAGCACCAAAAGGAAAUCAAGCGUUACAUUUACAAUCACCAGAAUGAAGAUGGAGGAUGGGGAUUGCACAUUGAAGGGCACAGCACCAUGUUUGGAUCUGCACUAAGCUACAUAUGCUUAAGGCUGCUUGGAGAGGGCCCUGAAGGUGGGGAAGACAAGGCUGUUUCCAGAGGUCGAAAAUGGAUUCUGAGUCAUGGCGGUUUAGUUGGCAUACCUUCUUGGGGAAAGUUUUGGGUCUCUGUACUUGGACUGUAUGAAUGGUCAGGCUGCAACCCGUUUCCACCAGAGUUCUGGCUGGUUCCACCAAGCUCCCCUGUCCAUCCAGGCAAAAUGUUGUGUUAUUGUCGACUGGUUUACAUGCCAAUGUCAUACCUCUAUGGGAAGAGAUUCGUUGGACCGAUCACUGCGUUGAUUCAAACCCUUAGGGGAGAACUCUACAAUGAGUCAUACCAUAAGAUCAACUGGAAUGCGGCCAGAAACACAGUCGCAAAGGAGGACCUCUACUACCCACAUCCUUUAGUACAGGACUUGACGUGGGGAUUUCUUCACCACUUUGCAGAGCCUCUGCUGACACGCUGGCCAUUCUCUAAGGUGAGGGAGAAGGCAUUGCGAGUGGCCAUGGAACAUGUUCACUACGAGGAUGAGAACAGCAGAUACCUCUGCAUCGGAUGCGUCGAAAAGGUUCUGUGUCUCAUGGCUUGUUGGGUUGAGAAUCCCAACUCAGAAGCCUACCAGCGCCAUCUGACUAGGCUUCCUGAUUACUACUGGGUUGCUGAAGAUGGCCUCAAGAUGCAGACAUUUGGGUGCCAAACGUGGGAUGCUGUUUUUGCAAUCCAGGCAAUCAUGUCUAGCAACUUGAGCAAUGAGUAUGGGUCGACUCUCCGAAAAGCACACGAUUUCUUGAAAGCUUCACAGGUGAGAGAGAAUCCGAGUGGCGACUUCAAGGCCAUGUAUAGGCACAUAUCCAAAGGGGCUUGGACCUUCUCAGCUCAAGAUCAUGGUUGGCAAGUUUCUGAUUGCACUGCUGAGGGACUCAAGUGUGCACUUUUGUUCUCUCAAAUGCCCGUAGAACUUGUGGGGGAGCCGAUGGGGAAAGAGCAGUUGUUUGAUGCUGUUAAUGUCAUUCUUUCCCUUCAAAGCAACAAUGGUGGAUUCCCAGCUUGGGAGCAACAAAGAGCGUUUCAAUGGUUGGAGAAGUUUAAUCCAACCGAGUUUUUCGAAGAUACUUUGAUUGAGAGAGAGUACAUAGAAUGCAGUGGAUCAGCAAUUCAAAGCCUUGCGAUGUUUGGGAAACACUACCCUACACAUAGAAGGAAGGAAAUCGAUCUUGCCAUCGCAAGAGGGGUCCAUUACAUUGAACAAACACAAAAUCCCGAUGGUUCGUGGUACGGAUGCUGGGGUAUUUGCUACACGUAUGGGACAUGGUUUGCCGUGGAGGGGCUGGUUUCUUGUGGUAGAAGUUACACCAAUAGCCCGGCGUUACGAAAAGCCUGUCAAUUCUUGCUGUCCAAGCAACUCCCUUGUGGUGGAUGGGGGGAGAGCUAUCUUUCAAGUCAAAACAAGGUGUACACGAAUUUGGAAGGAGGCCGCCCAAAUUUGGUUCAAACUGCAUGGGCCUUGCUCUCCCUAAUUGAUGCUGGACAGGCUAAUGUGGAUCCCACACCAAUCCAUGAGGGGAUAAGGCUGCUGAUCAAUUAUCAAAUGGAGGACGGUGACUUCCCCCAGCAAGAAAUUACUGGAGUUUUUAUGAGGAAUUGUACGUUGAAUUACUCCUCGUACAGAAACAUCUUCCCCAUUUGGGCUCUAGGAGAGUACCGCAGAUGUGUGUUGUAUGCGUAAACAUAUGUGCUCUCCCAUUCUUAGUAUAGUAUUUGUGUAAGUUAAAUGAAGUUUAAACCAUGUUGUAUUUCAUACUGCUACAUAGAUCAACAUUCAUAUAUGAAAUAAUAUUAUGAACUAACAGUACGAUGUUUUAUCUAAAAAAAGUGCCAUGUAUAAUUCUAUAUCUAUGUAAUAUCCAAUUUACGUAUAAAUGAGAAAGAUAGAUAGAAAAUAAUCAUUUUCUUUUAUG
Molecule: messenger RNA, 6195 nt
Organism: Linum trigynum
Lineage: Eukaryota; Viridiplantae; Streptophyta; Magnoliopsida; Malpighiales; Linaceae
Source: the annotation of a GenBank genome assembly